Messenger RNA from Fukomys damarensis (Damara mole-rat), 2078 nucleotides. RefSeq names its product coiled-coil domain containing 126 (gene Ccdc126). Lineage: Eukaryota; Metazoa; Chordata; Mammalia; Rodentia; Bathyergidae. The record is from RefSeq and is a predicted model, not a curated record. The transcript is spliced from 2 exons. The coding region runs from base 134 to 556 and encodes 140 amino acids.
ACAGUUAAUGUAAGAGUUACUGAAGAUGAGGAAUAUAUAUUAGAGAAGUUUUUUCUUUUUUCCUUCAAAAAUUUUAUUUGGAAGCUUGUCUCCAGUUACUGCUUUACAAUCAAGUUUGUUUACUUCAUCAGAAAUGUUUUUUACAAUCUCAAGAAAAAAUAUGUCCCAGAAGUUGAGUUUAUUAUUGCUUGUGUUUGGACUCAUUUGGGGAGUGUUGUUACUGCACUAUACUUUCCAGCAACCAAGACAUCAAAGCAGUGUCAAGUUACGUGAACAAAUACUAGAUUUAAGCAAAAGAUACGUUAAAGCUCUUGCAGAGGAAAAUAAGAACACAGUGGAUGUCGAGAAUGGUGCUUCUAUGGCAGGAUAUGCCGAUCUGAAAAGAACAAUUGCUGUCCUUUUGGAUGACAUCUUGCAACGCUUGGUGAAGCUGGAGAACAAAGUCGACUGUAUUGUUGUGAAUGGCUCAGCCACCAACACUACCAACGGCACUAAUGGGAAUCUGGUGCCAGUAACCACAAAUAAAAGGAUAAAUGCCUCUGGCAGCAUUAGAUAGCAGUUGAAGAUCACCUUGUGCUGCUGUUUCCACUAUGGAGUAUAUCCUAUCGCAGAAAAGCUUUUUAAUUGCUGGCUAGGAGAGAUACUUUACAAUAGAAGCCCAACAUAUUUUCAAGGAAUUUGCUGGAUUCAUGGAACUCUUAAUCUGUAUAUAAAAUUUUAAGUGUUACUAGUUUGCUUCCAGGCAAGUCUUUUCCAUGCUGUACCUUAUCCUUAAGGCAACAUGGCUGGUGUAGUGAGCAGGUAGAUGGUCUUUGUGUAAAUGUUUUGUGUUUGAGAUCAAGCUGAAACAACACUAAAACUCAUGGAUUUGUUUCUGUAAGAUAUUUAUUUAAGUGUAUAACAUGUUUUCAGACAAGUGGAGAAUAUUAUUACUGAAUUAUUCUUCUGUCAUUUGUUCUCAGUAGAUGUAACUGUUCAGCUAAGGCUAUUAGAUGUGCUUACUUCCAGUACUAUAUUUUGUUACUCAGAUUAUGAAGAGAGAAAGGAAGUAUAAUGUUGAAAGUAAUGUUUUGAAAUCAUGACCCAAAGAAUGUCUUCAUUUGCACUAUCCUUCAAAAUAAAUGAAGGUUGUAUAUUUUUAAAAAUUACAUUUGUAAGAAUAUAAUCUUGAAAUGGUAGCAGCCACUGUCCGUAAUCUAGUCUAAACAUUGGGGACAAUUUAAUAACAUUAAAAUUGUAUCUCUAAUCUCAUACUUAAAAUUUUCUUACAUAUAUUCUGAAAAAUAAAAAUAUUUUUAUGAUGAAAUGAAGUAUAACUAUAUUCGUGAUUUUUUCACCUGCAUGAAUGUUAAUUUAAAAGUUUAACUGCUUAGCUGGGUGUAGUGUUGCCUUCCUGUAAUUCCAGCUACUCAGGAGGUUAAGGCAGGAGAAUUGAGAAUUCAAGGUCAACCAAGGGAACUCAGUGAGACUUUCUUUAAAAAACAAAACUUAAUUCAUUGAGUGUCUAUACCAUAAGGAAAAGCGCAUGAUUUCCACAUUUGGGUAAUUUUUGCUUUUGUUAUAUUGGUGGGAGAGGCAGGGACUAAAGGACUUUAGUCAGAUGUAUAUAAUACAGGUAUUCAUGCUGCAUAAAUUGCUUGGAACAUAUUACUUUAUGUUACAUAAGAGUAUCCUUUAUGGAAAUUUGUAUUAAAUAUUCAUCUUAUAUAAUGACCACUUAAAAUAAGAACAUUUAAAAUAAAUUAUGAAGAUUGACUAUCUUUUUCAGGAAAACAAUUACUGUAUACAGCACAAUAAAACUUAAUCUUGGGUAAUUCUAGUAUAGAACAAAGUACACUUUAUUUAAAUUUUCCAGUAUAUCUGAUUGCUGUACGGUGCCCUGUAUUUCAUAGUAUUUAUUCUCUAUAAUAACUGCUCAAAAGCAGCCAGCUUCUAGAUUUAGACUAUAUUGAAUUUAGUUUUAGAUAUUGUAUUGUUCAUUAUUACAAUAUGCUACCAUUAAGUAGCAUAAUUACAAUAAUUUGUUAAAAUAAGUAUGAGAAAAUAUUAUUUCAUGAAGAUAGCUUUCCAAACUUGCC